Messenger RNA from Cadophora gregata, 3365 nucleotides. RefSeq lists its product as uncharacterized. The record is from RefSeq and is a predicted model, not a curated record. Bases 646 to 3216 code for a protein of 856 amino acids. NCBI's taxonomy places the organism in Eukaryota, Fungi, Ascomycota, Leotiomycetes, Helotiales, Ploettnerulaceae. The transcript is spliced from 3 exons.
CCUAAAAGUUCAAAAGAUUCCUAAAUGCCUCAUACUCAAAUAUUCAAGAAUUUAAACCUCCCAUACACCGACAACAUUACAGAACUAACACAGCCCUGUGACCUUUGCAACCUCCAGUACCCUCAUCCCAAAAGCUGCUGCCUGUGGCUGCGGCGCAGUGCUCCUCCAUAGCCGCCCCGCGCACACUGUUGGCUCUUGACAGAGCCGCCAAGGUGUGCUGUGCUUGUGCUGUGCUUGUGCUUCGCCCGCUGGACGUUCCUCGCCAAUCGGCUUCAUGCCAAGGGCCACGAAAGAAACAACGCGGACAGGACGGAUUAAUACAAUACUGUAGGUAGUGCAGGCGAGCGUGGCUGGCUUUGAGCGCCAUUCUCCCAUUCUCCCAUUCUCCCAUUCUUCCAUUGACAUUUGACAUCCUUCUAGAAGAUUGCGGGUUCUCUCAUUUGAGCUUAUCUUGACAUCUUCCAACAUCUCAGCGUACUACGGACAGUGAAUAGAUCGUGUCGAUUGGAUACCGUGGAUUUCGUUACGGGAUUGAAGCUUAGAAGAAAGACAUCGCGCCACAAUACCACGGCAAUCUCCCACGAUCCCUAUCGUCUAGCUUUCUCCUUCAUCGGGAUCCAUUACUAGGUACGGGAGAAGCAAAUCAUGGCCCACGCGCCGCCCUCCUAUGAAGCAGCCGCCUACCGUCAACUCUGGAUCAUCGUUGCGCCUUACGUACACAGCUACGAUCUGUACAGGGCGUGUCUGGUAUGCCGGCAGUGGCAUCAACUGUUUGCGCCGUUUCUGUGGGGAGAUCCGGCGAGGAAGUUUGGAUUUGAUGAUGAUAACAUUUAUUUAAAUCUCACCCGUUUUAAACGCCUCCUCACACGAGCCCGACUCGACGUCAGAAGACUCGCGCACACUCUUCAUAUUCCACCGGCCCAGCCAGAAUUCUACGAUGGACCUCAAGCAGGCUGGCUACGUGACAUCCUCGAUAGAUUGCCAUGUCUUCAAGCUUUGAUCGUAUCGAACCUCUCAUUUUUCGAUCACUCAUCUCUCCAGGGCAUUCAUCAGCGCCGGCAGUCCAUCACCACUUAUCCACUCAAGCUCCUGAUCGCAUCAAAUUGUGAGAACACCACAGCUUCAAGCCUGACUACCGCACUACUCCACUUCCCAGAACUGGUUUACCUGGAUCUAUCAGCUGCCCAAGGAGCAAGAAGUCCGUACGUCCUACGUCAGAUUGGAACCUUGACCGAGCUACGAGUUUUGAAGUUGAGGAAUUGCGGGCUAAAAGACGAUGAUAUCGACCAUCUGAAUUUCUCAGGCCUCCGCAGUCUGGAUGUCAGCUGUAACCUUCUCACCGAGCGAGGACUAGCAAAGCUUUUUGCAAAAUUACCUACAACACCGCCUUCAAGCGGCAAUCUAUCCCCAUUCGCUCGACGGUAUUCAGGUAUCCCAUUGCCGACACGUGUUGUAGCCGAAGGACUGGACAGAUUUAUCGUCAAGCGUUUGACAAGUGGAAUAGAUGGCUAUCUCGGAGUUGAAGAGGGCCUCCCGCCGGCAUUCUCUCAUUUGGAUGUUGCGUCAAACUACUUCACUGUGGAUGUCCUCGCCCACCUCGCCGGCCAUCACGAUCUUCAACAUCUUGACUGCGGCGCUCUGAAUCUCAGCCAGAAGCCAAAUGGAGGUCGAUCUCCACAUUCUCCUGGAGCUCUAGUCAGGCGGUUCUCCGACCUACCGGAAGUGGAGAUCCUCAGCUCGGGGAUAUAUAAACAUACUUUUCGUGAUUUGAGGUACUUACGGAUUCAUCACUCUCUUAUUACUGCCCAGCCGUUCUCUGGGAUAGAAGCAUCUGUCGAGGAUCGAUAUUUUGAGCUUCAUAAUGAAGAUCUAAGAUAUGAAUUGGAUUCAAUGGAGGUGGGACGUCCAGGCGUUUUUGAGCUAGACGAUACAAGCAUCAUUCCUCCCGAGCCCGAAGGGCCAGUGGUUCAUUCCAGUUUCGAGUCGCCAGAUGAUGUGGGUGCUCAGGUACGUACUGCGCAAUCCGAUUCGCCGCAGAAUGGUUCAAGCACGACGAAUAGUCGGGAAGCCAGACCAGUGGAGCCAACACCAGAAGUUCGGGUAACAUUUGCACCAGUCGAUGAAGGAACUAAGUCAUCACAUCCCAUUCCUAUUCGAACAAAGGAGACUUUCCCAACCGCAGAUGAACCUCCAAGGUUCGAUUCAUCUGAUGACAUGGAGUCACAGAUAAAAACCAUAAUGCCAGAUGAGAUGAAGACUCUAGGAACUUGCUGGGCAAUGAGAAAUACUGACAAAGGACGACCAACCCCCCGAACUACACCGUCGCCCAUUUCGGUUUCUCCAGAAGAUCCACAGCCACCCAAACUCCCGCCGCGACCGCCCAAAUCAGCACCUAACGGCCCAGAAAGAUACCAAUAUACUUACAGAUGCGGCACUGCCCAAAUUCCCCAGAAGUCCAAAGAUAAGAAUAUCCGACAGCUUCUUGACGACUCUACCCAACGGCUUCAGAACCUUACAACUCGCGAGCGCCACCCAGGCCGUUUCAAACCCUCCCUCCUCCCCAAUCUCAAAUCUCUAACAUUGACCUCCAUCCCCUCAACCACCUACCGACACUCCAUCCCCGAUACUCUAGCUCUCUUUAUCCGCGAGCUCGCUGAAGAAGAAGAACUUGCUCGACUCCAAGAAAUUGCAAAAUACCAAUCCAUAAACCAACCUCCACCCCAACGUUCCCCAACCAGCACAUUAAAGCUGAAAUGUCUCAUCCUAGAAAUGACGAGCCAGCCUGACACAAUUUUACCGCAUCGUACCAACUCGCCAUUAGCACUAGGCCGAACUCAUUCAAAUAGCCGAAGUAAACGAGCCAGUUUCAGCAGCAACCACUAUACGAAAUCCUCCACUGAAGAUCCAGAUAGCGAAUCAUUCAUGAACAGCAUCUCAUCCGAUUUCUCGUUCUUCAGCGAAGAUGAUGGCGGCUUACUGGUUAGUGAGGGCAGAAUCGACAGUCCGAAUCCAGGGAGGGGAGAGUUUGGAUUUGAUGUCGGAGGGGACGAAAGGGAGGUGGAUGUUGUGAUGGAACUUUCUGCUUUUAGAAGGGCGAGGAAGAGAGAGUUUGAGGAGGCGACGGAGAAGGGCGUUUGGGGUAUUGAACAGGUUCUUGGGGGUUUUUGGAGGGGUGAGGUUAAGGUGGUGAGGGAGAGCGUUGGGGGUGGUAGUUGAGUUGAGCGGCUCUGAUGCACUGCAUGAUCCUUCUCUAUCUUUCUCAUGCGCCGGGUCUUCAUUUCUCUCAGAUCAUUUGUCAACAAUCGAGUGUGAAUUAGCGAAGUUAGUCAAGUUAUGAUACCAUGUUGAAUAUUCAUAUUUCCGCC